Molecule: messenger RNA, 1527 nt
Organism: Penicillium manginii
Lineage: Eukaryota; Fungi; Ascomycota; Eurotiomycetes; Eurotiales; Aspergillaceae
Exons: 1
Coding region: 1-1527 (508 amino acids)
Source: RefSeq, a predicted model, not a curated record
AUGCCGAACCCCGAUCCAGAGAAAGAAACAGAUAGUUCCAAAGACAACAACAACCAAGCUCAAAAUCCAAACAUGCCUCGUGACCAGGACUGGGAUGACGAGAGCAACCCAUUCGUCGUCUUCCGGCGCUUCGCCGAUGAGCAGGUCUCUUCAUUACUCCAGUCCGUCACUGGUCUCCCAUCGAACAUAUCGCGCCCUCAAUCAGACAGAUGGACCAUAUUUAACGAAGACACCGGCUACGAGGAAAGGAAAUACCGGGAACGCAGCAGUGGCGACAAUACUGGGCAGCGCAAUUACGCGCGUGACCAAGGCGCAGAAGGACCUUCCUCAAGCGGCCAGGACAACAACAACGGAGGCAAUACAUCCGCACCAUCGCAACCUGGAAACACCGGCGACAGAAAUCCCCGGAAUACCAAUCAAGAAAGAAACAACACUCCCCGCAACGCGCACUCCGACUUCUUCGGCAUCGAGUCCGUUCUCGACCGAUUCGAGGAUCGAUUCUUCCCUUUCUCUCCCUCCUUCCUCCACCCCAGCAAUCGAUAUUUCUUUCCCGACAUGUUUGAAGACAGCAGCUCUCCCACCUGGCCCCUCACAUACCUCGCGUUUAGCCCAUACUCGCCUCUCUAUCUCGAACACCAAGCCCAUUAUCGCGCACAGAGGGACCAAGGCGUCUUCUCCUCUAUAAUGUCGUCUUUCCAACCAGAAUCGGACCGCGAUCCAAAUGAGCCGCAAUGGCGAGAGGCAUUUGAGGAUCUCAUCCGGCUAGAAAACGGCAAAUCAAUGCUCGACAACGAUACACUGCAAGCUGGCAAGACUGAGAAUGGAACAGAAUGGCUGCACGGCCUCGUGAAACGCGGCAGUCUGGGCGAUCGUUGGAAAUACUCAUCCGGUGGCUCGGAAAGCUCUCCUUGGUCUGGAAUCACUUUCACAGGUCACAGUAGUGAUAACAGCCGUGCCUUACCUGAACCGCGCCCCGAGACCGAAACCGAAAGCAAAAGGCGGCCCGAGUCGGAAAAUCAAGAGGCUGACACCGAAUUGGAUCUAUACGAACGUUUCUUGCGUGAUAUCGAGGAACGAGAGCAGCAGCUCCUACGGGGGGAAGUUGGAAGUCCACUCGUUCGCUUCCUCCUCGAAGAGCGCCGCCGAGAACAGCAACAGUCUCGCCAACAAGGAUCAUCACAAUACGAUGACGACCAAGGCACGGAGGAUACAGAGAGUUGGCUAGAUCUUGUCUCAGGCGGAAAUCGAAAAUCUGUCCCUGAAACACCGCCCGACUUGACUGAGACGAAGCAGGCGGGUAUCACGCAAGAACCUACGCCUGCGCGCGUUAUAUCGACCAUGUCUCGGACCGAACGGACUCGCUUGGCCGAUGGCUCUGUUGAAACUAAGAUUGUGAAGACAAAACGCUAUGCCGAUGGCCGUGAAGAAACGGAUGAAUCGGUUGAGGUGACGCAUCCACGUUCGAAUGAGGGCUCUGGCGGGUCGGAAAAUCAGUCAAGGGGUGGCGGCUGGUUCUGGAAGGACUAG